AUGAACGAGCGGCACCUCAUUAACAACGUCCUCAUCAAAUACUUCGUCGCGAGGAGGUACUCGAAGUGCAUGUACAAGAAAAGGGACGAUGCAGAUGGGGGGUUACUACGUCUGUACAAAUACGCCAAAUGGUACAAAGAAUUAAAAACGGUUGAGAGUUAUGGUGAGUUAAGUGAACGGUUGUAUGUUACCUACACGAGUGACAGACAUGUGAAGGUGCCUCGUGUGAAGGUGCCUCAUGUGAAGCAGAGGGUCAUUAAGCAAAAGGUUAUGAAAAAUUUUCAAAUGGUCUUCAGUGUCUGCUUCUUCUUAUUGGUGAUACUAUCAUGCAUUGCAUGUCUGUUGAUAUACAACAAUAACCAGCACGUCGAGUGUGUCCUUCCAUAUGGAGAGUGCCCAGUGAUUCUACACAAAGAUAUUGAAAAUUUUUUUGUAAAUGCAAGAAUGCAUGAACUGAGUAAGGAACGCAUACUGGAGGUGUACUCUGUGAUGAAGACAGAGCAGAGGAAGGGGUCGAGUAAGUCGGACGGGAAGGGGUCGAGUAAGUUGGACGGGAAGGGGUCGAGUAAGUUGGACGGGAAGGGGUCGAGUAAGUUGGACGGGAAGGGGUCGAGUAAGUUGGACGGGAAGGGGAAUGUCUCUCUCGGACGAACUGAUGGGAUGAUCUUGAAAAAGAAAAAAAAGUAUUCCCUUUUAAACUCAGAUAAUGUGAAGUGUAGCGAAUGCCAUGUUGUUUUCCACCUCGAGGGGAAGGAAACACUUGAGGAUAUUUUCCACUUUGAGGAAAUAAAUAAAUGCGAGAAAACGAUUGGGAGAGAGCACUGUGUUAAUGUGAAGGAUGGCGUCAUGUGGAACCGGCGCAUUCACCUGUACAAGCGGUACAGCGGGCCGAUAAAGAACGCGGACACGCUUGAGAAGGGGGCGGCGCGGGAGAAGGUCGUCCUGGACGACAAAGUGAAGUUCCUGCAUCCCUUCCUGAAGGACUACGUCCUGAACUUGGACUACUUCACCCUGCGGAGCGAAACAGGGCAAAAAAUCCCCGUAAAUGAAGAACCACUCAGGGGGGGAGAAACCCUGAAGGAGAAGAAUCGGCACAUCUGCCGCCCUGACUAUAGGGAGACGUUUGGGAAGAACACCUUUUACUGGCUAUGCCCUCAAUUUUACGAGGAGGACAGAGAGUCCCUUGAGUAUAGAAUUGCGCUCUCGAUCAUGCAGAUGGUGAAUAUGGAGGGAGCGGGGGAAGCGGACGCAAACAAGCACAUCCUUGAAAUGACCAAGUCGAGCGCAACGGCACGUCGGUACGACCACUUUGGGUUCAUCGAAGACAAGCUGGAGCUUCCCCUCAAGGUCGAAAUUUUUAGUCGCUUCCAACCGCAGGGCGGAGAAACUGAGAGAGUGGAGAUGCUCGAGAGGAUAUAUAAAGCCUUUUUCUGUAGAGGUCGGGGCGGGUCGUCCUCCUCCUCGGAGGGGCAGCACCGCCAGGAGAAGGAGAAGCAGGAGGAGAAGCAGAAGGAGAAGCAUAAGCAGAAGCAUCAUGGGUACUCCCACUCCGCCGCAUCUCACUCCACCGCUCCCCACUCCGCCGCUUCACAUCAGGAUGACGUGUCCAGAAUGGCGUUUUUCUUUCCAGAACAUGGGGGCGGGGGGAAGGAAGUACAGGAGACGGUACAGGGAGAGGUUGGACGAGAUACAUAUAACGAUCUAGGGAAGGAAAAUACAUCGGUUCAUAUAGAGAGUAGCUUGAUGAGUGAUGAGGAGGAAUAUCUCUCGCUGGAGGAUCUAUGUCGAGAAGACCACUGCGCUGAAAUGGAAAGCACGAGUGAUGCGAAGGAAACGUCAGUUGAAGAAGGAGAGGGACACAGUAGAAGGGUUCUGAUUAAAGAAAUGCCAACUUUUAGGAAAGACAAACGAAAGGAACAAGAUCCAAAAGGAUUGAAUAAAGAAUUAGUGAUUAUAUCUCCUUCCCUUUUUUUUGGAAUCAUGGAUGGCAUGUUAAGUAUUGUAAUUUUUUUUUUACUUCUUCUACUUGGGAUGAUCUGCGUGCUGGUAGCUAUUUAUAUUUGCCUGACCAUCGGAUAUGAUAUGUCAGUCAUUUUGAGAGGCCAGGAUGAUAUUGAGGAGAUGCCCCGUUACUUGAAUCGCCUUUCGAGGCAGCUCACUGGGGGUGGUGGCCGCUUCUCUGUUGGAGGUACCGAUGGGGAUUACUUUAGAAUCCAUCGCCUUGCGAGCGACCCGUUUUAG
Molecule: messenger RNA, 2241 nt
Organism: Plasmodium cynomolgi strain B
Lineage: Eukaryota; Apicomplexa; Aconoidasida; Haemosporida; Plasmodiidae
Exons: 4
Coding region: 1-2241 (746 amino acids)
Source: RefSeq, a predicted model, not a curated record